Candidula unifasciata is the source of this 444-nucleotide messenger RNA. Lineage: Eukaryota; Metazoa; Mollusca; Gastropoda; Stylommatophora; Geomitridae. The record is from the annotation of a GenBank genome assembly.
AUGGCCAUGAAAAGAAUUUCAAAGGAACUGAUGGAUCUGCAUAAAGACCCGCCCACAAACUGUUCAGCUGGCCCAGUUGGUGAAGACAUUUUUCAUUGGCAGGCGACCAUCAUAGGCCCAGAGGAUAGCCCAUAUGCUGGUGGCUGCUUCAACCUCAACAUACAUUUUCCUACAGACUACCCCUUCAAGCCACCUAAAGUGGCCUUCUCUACAAAAAUCUAUCAUCCCAACAUUAACAGCAAUGGCAGCAUUUGCUUGGACAUUCUACGAGGUCAGUGGUCUCCGGCGCUCACAAUUUCAAAGGUGCUCUUAUCCAUCUGCUCACUUUUAACGGAUCCCAACCCAGACGACCCACUGGUUCCAGAGAUUGCUCGAAUCUACAAGACAGACAUUACCAAGUACAAUGAAACUGCCCGAGGUUGGACCCAGCGUUUUGCUAUGUGA